AUGAGUGCACAAGAGACUUCCAGUUCGAAACAUCAGAAGCUCAGCAAUUCGCUUAAAAUAUUGUGCCGUUCUUCUGACGCCACUGUACCCACCAAAGGAUCUGCUACUGCAGCAGGCUACGAUAUAUAUGCGUCCAAACCAACUACGAUACCGGGUAGAGGUCAGGGACUUGUCUCAACGGACAUUUCGUUCACGGUGCCCGUGGGCACCUAUGGCAGAAUCGCCCCUAGAUCUGGACUGGCGGUUAAGCAUGGUAUUAACACAGGUGCAGGUGUCAUUGACAGAGAUUACACCGGAGAAGUGAAAAUCAUGCUUUUCAAUCAUUCCGAGAAGGAUUUUGAGGUUCAGAAGGGCGAACGAGUCGCACAAUUGAUCCUCGAAAGAAUCGUCGACGACGCUGAGAUAGUGGUUGUCGACAGUCUAGAAUCAAGUUUGCGUGGUGAAGGUGGGUUCGGAAGCACGGGGAAGUAA
Messenger RNA from Lachancea mirantina, 471 nucleotides. NCBI's taxonomy places the organism in Eukaryota, Fungi, Ascomycota, Saccharomycetes, Saccharomycetales, Saccharomycetaceae. The record is from the annotation of a GenBank genome assembly.